ACGACGACUUAGUUAUAGUUGUAUAUGAUAUACAUUACAGUGAUAUUAACAAACAUUUAUAUCCAUUGACGUGUAAUUUGUAUUGUUUUUAAAGUUAAAACAUUUGAUUAUAUAGUUAUUUGAAUGCAAUUUAAUACUAAAUGACAGCCAAUUGUUGACAUAUUUGAUCCAUCGAUAAAUCUUUUGUAUUUACUUUGUUUUGAUCACCGGUCACUAUCUUCACCCAAUUAUGGAUCAAUUUACUAUUUUGAUGUUGUUAUCAUUUUCCAUGCUUUUCGGCAGUUACUUUUCGGGAACCAUUCCUCUGGUGUUUAAUUUUUCGGAGGACAGAGUCAGACUGUUGACGGUUCUGGGAUCCGGUAUUUUAGUGGGCACUGCCCUCAGCGUUAUAAUACCCGAAGGGGUUAACACAUUGUACACAUCAUCACACGAAUUUCACGCUCAUCUCAAAUCAAUGGCCACUAAUCAGACCCGAACUGAAGACAACCCACAUUCAGUUAUUGGCCUGACUUUAGUAACGGGUUUUGUGUUGAUGUUAUUGAUCGACCAGUUCUCUAACCGACACACAACUCCUUCCAACACUUAUGUGUCACUACAAAGUGAAUUGGCCGAAAACGGCGAUAGUUUAUCUAAAUCUGUGAUUCCCAAGAGAUCUUCAAAAAUAACGGCAACCAUUGGUUUAGUGGUUCAUUCUGCCGCCGACGGUAUUGCGUUGGGAGCGGCGGCCACCACAUCUCAUACCGACGUAGAGAUGAUAGUAUUUUUGGCUAUAAUGCUGCACAAAGCACCGGCAGCUUUUGGUUUGGUCACAUUCCUGAUGCACGAAGGACUCGAACGAUCUAAACUACGCAAACAUUUACUUGCGUUUUCAUUGAGUGCACCGAUAGCUGCAUUUAUCACAUUUUUCGGCAUCAGUCAGGGCGCCAAAGAAGCCCUUUCCGACUAUAACGCCACAGGUAUAGCAAUGUUAUUUAGUGCCGGCACUUUUUUAUAUGUGGCCACUGUUCAUGUAUUACCUGAGAUAACACAACACCAACACUUAAAAAUUACUGAACUUUUAGCUUUAAUAUUUGGCUCUUUUAUACCAUCUUUAUUGACUGUUAAUCAUCAUCAUUAAUGGUAUAUAAAUUUAUUGUUAAAUAGUUUAUAUAAAAAUAAUUUAUUUUGUGAAUUGUUUGACUGUAUGGAGUCAACCAACAAACAAAACGAAAACAAAAAGAGAUUUAUUAAUUACGAUAAGUUAUACCAUACAUGUCUCCGAAGUUGUCUGUGAUAUAUGUCCCAUCAAAUCCAUGUAUUGUGAACGACUCUUCUAACAGUCUUCGCCAUAAGUGAUUCAUCAGUUCCAAAGACAUGAGGUAUAGACAAAGUUUGAGAUUAAUUGUUAUAAUUGAAGAAGAAUGUCAUUGAAAAAAGUUCACACAAUAAUUGUAUAAUAAUUUAUGACAAAAAAAACAGAGAAUGUCAUGAAAAGGACAUUCAUUAUACGGCAAUAAAUCAUUUAUUUGAAAAAAUCAAUUAAAACGUUGUUUAAUAAAUCAAAAUAAAUAAAAAAUACUUUUUUUCUAUGACUUAACGUAUGAAAUUGAUAAA
Oppia nitens is the source of this 1593-nucleotide messenger RNA. It is a transcript of the gene Zip102B, whose product is annotated as zinc transporter ZIP9-like. Gene Ontology annotation, molecular function: metal ion transmembrane transporter activity. Lineage: Eukaryota; Metazoa; Arthropoda; Arachnida; Sarcoptiformes; Oppiidae. The record is from RefSeq and is a predicted model, not a curated record. The transcript has 6 exons. Gene Ontology annotation, biological process: transmembrane transport; zinc ion transport. Bases 230 to 1117 code for a protein of 295 amino acids. Gene Ontology annotation, cellular component: membrane.